Zeugodacus cucurbitae (melon fly) is the source of this 4015-nucleotide messenger RNA. Its product is annotated as soluble guanylate cyclase 89Db. Gene Ontology annotation, biological process: nitric oxide-cGMP-mediated signaling; response to oxygen levels; cGMP biosynthetic process. The record is from RefSeq and is a predicted model, not a curated record. The transcript is spliced from 2 exons. NCBI's taxonomy places the organism in Eukaryota, Metazoa, Arthropoda, Insecta, Diptera, Tephritidae. Gene Ontology annotation, cellular component: guanylate cyclase complex, soluble. The coding region runs from base 1870 to 3828 and encodes 652 amino acids. Gene Ontology annotation, molecular function: oxygen sensor activity; guanylate cyclase activity; heme binding.
AAAAUUUUAUUGUCACUAAAUUAUGGCACAAAUGUCUGUUGGAUUUUAUGAUAACAGUUUUUAUUGGCGACAUCAUUGGCUAGGGGUUUUCAGUUCCGCCGUCUAAGUCUAUUAACCCCACAGCAGAUCAUCCAUCAACAAGCAACGCCGCCACUGUGUCAAAGGACACUUUGCAACAUGAGCUUCGAUUAGCACCAAAGCAAGAAUUGGUAAUUGAUUGCGGUCGUAGCUGCUAUAAAAGACACAAACGAACAGCAGCGAACCGCAUUUCGAAGUGAAGAAGCGAGACACGCUCAAGAGUCAGCCAGCGGGAGCGCUUAGUAGCAGCAGAGCAUCCGCACGAGGCACAGCACCAUUUGCUGUUGUUGCAAGAGUGUAGCCAAGGGAGAGGAGAACACUUUGUGGGGGUAGAUUGUGUUGUGGCGUUUGGGUGCACGGAAAGGUGCUAGAAAGUGAAGAGCGCAAAGAAUUGCGGAAGCAAACGAUAACUGUGCGGAGUAGAAUUUAUGUGUGCGGAUGCAUAUCCGAAAGCGAAAGUAUUCUUAUCAAAGUAUUUGGCAAAAACACACAAAAGAGAAUAAUAGACACACGCUGCUGUAAAUUUAAGUGAAUUUAAUGGUCACAAAGCGGAAAAAUCAACAAAAAAUUAUUGCUAUAAAUGUUUAGCUAAUUAAAAGUUAAUAUUACAAGGAGUACGAAAUGCGGGUAUAAUGAAGUGUCAUACAAAUCUAGUGCAAUAAUAAUAGGAGCUACUUAAGAUAACCAACAGUGCAAAAAAAAUUAGAAAAAAUCGCCUAAGUCUACUUAAUUGCGGAUUACAACAAGGGGGGCGAAUUCACACAUUUAACAAAUGCCGGAUUGUGCACAUUUUAUUCGCAAAAAUUCUUUGAGGAGGGCAUAGCCACCUGUAAACCACCACCCACAAGCUGAGAGGACUUCACUAGGCACGCGCUUGGAAUUCGCAAUAAAUCAGUGACACAAACAGCGGCAGAGCGCUAAAGUGGAUUUAUUUAUUGUAUGUGUACAUAACCGCCUACUUGAUUACCGCUAGAAUUGUGAGCAGCAUACUAAGCGCUUGAAAUGUGUCCUCAACGCAUAUUACAGCCGCAAGUGAGAAAUUGUUAAGCUGUGCAAAAAAAAAAAAGAAUAAUCAACAAAGCUACGAACAUCUGGCAUGUGCAUAUAUAGUAUAAUAUAAUAUAACGCAUGGGAUAAAUCGUGAAUAACAUUUUUUAUCGCAUGGGAUAAUUUUGAAAAUAGGAGUAUUAAAUGAGAAAUAACUGCAAAAAUAAAUAUGUUGGUUUAGAAAUUUUACAACAACAAAACAUAUAAUAAUUAAAGAAAAUACAUAUCAAAAUAAAAACUAUUACUGUUUAAUUGUGGUGAAAAUAUUUGUAGGAAUUCAACAACAAGUAACUGAAUAAAAUAUAAAAGUGAAGCUGACUUGAAAAUUUUCACUUAAAGAGAGUUAAAUCAACUUUCAUGAGGUAAAAUAAAACAUAAACCACAAUAAAAAUAAUAAGAGACAAAAUUUUAGAACUAAAACUCCAAGAGUUGCUUACUCUAAAGCAUAUUUCUACAGAAUCAUCAAUACCAGCCAUAUAUUCAAGCACUGUCAUUGUUAUAGCACGUACGGACAAUCAGCUAUACAGUCAUCAAUAAAAGACAAGCGCUAACCGCUCAAACGUCCACCAAACACUAAAUCAACUAAAGCACAAUUGCAUUUAUUACUGCUAUUUACGCUUAGAACAACAAAAAAAAAUUGAUCUCAGAACAAAACGACUGCUAUUAGUUAUAAAUAUAAAUAAAUAAAAAAAAAUUAAUAUCUCCGUAAUACCAUUAUUAAUAGUGCAAUAAACAGCCGCCGACAUGUAUGGCAUGGUUUUAGAGUCCGUCCAACACUUCAUACAAGAGGAGUUCGGUGAAGAAAUCUGGCGUCAAGUAUGUCAAAUAAUCGAUUGCCGUCACAAUACUUUCAAGACCCAUCAGAUUUAUCCCGACACGUUAAUGCCUGAUAUAGCGGCCGCGUUGUCGGCACUUACCGGCAAGUCGUUCGAUUGGUGUAUGUCAUUCUUCGGCAAUUGCUUCGUGCGAUUUUUCAGCAAUUUCGGCUAUGAUAAGAUGAUACGUGCGACAGGACGUUAUUUUUGUGAUUUUCUACAGUCCAUCGAUAAUAUACACUUGCAGAUGCGUUUCACCUAUCCGAAAAUGAAGAGUCCUUCGAUGCAGUUAACUGAGGUGGAUGAUGAUGGCGCCGUAAUGGUUUAUCGUAGUGGUCGCACUGGGUUUUCCAAAUAUUUAAUGGGUCAGUUGACGCAAGUGGGACGCGAGUUCUACAAUUUGAAUGUGAAAUGUUCGGUAAUUGAAAGUCAAAAUGAUAUAAAUGGCGGUGUAGCUGGACCCAUCAAGUUGACGCACGAACCGUUAACAGUAAUUGUCAAAUAUCGUUUGGACUUUGACAAUCGUGAAUAUAUGGCCAAGCGUGUUAACGUCGUGGCACAUCCAACGCAACAAAUUUUGCCGAAAAUUGAUAUUGAUGUAUUUCUGGAUCUCUUUCCCUUCACCGUGUUACUGAAUCGUAAUAUGCUCAUUACAUCGGCGGGAGAAAAAAUUGUCGAUACUUGGAUACUACAUAAUCAGGGUAAAAAUCCGAAACAUUUUCUGGGUUCACAUCUAAUGGAUAUAUUCAAGUGUCGCCGUCCAAAAGACAUCAAAAUUACUUGGGAUCAAAUCAUACAAAUGCAUUCCGUGCUCUUCGAAUUUGAACUAAUGCGCACGGGUCGCAAUCAGGCAGCAUACGAUGCACUUAUGGAUCACAAUAUCGAGGAUGAAGUAAGGGAAGUAUUGAAUAGUAGUGAGGAGAAUUUGCUAAAUGUGGAUCAGAAGGAAGAGAUCGAUCCACUUACCGGUAGACGCAAGAUAUCACAUGGCAACAAGGCGAUUCUGUUAAAGGGUCAAAUGUUUCAUCUCAAAGAUAUUGAUUCACUGAUUUACCUAUGCAGCCCGCUAAUAGAAAAUUUAGAUGAAUUGCAUGGUAUCGGUCUAUUUUUAAAUGACUUGAAUCCGCAUGGAUUAAGUCGUGAACUGGUAAUGGCUGGCUGGCAGCAUUGUUCUAAAUUGGAAAUUAUGUUCGAAAAGGAGGAACAACGCUCCGAUGAGUUGGAGAAAUCAUUAGAAUUGGCCGAUUCAUGGAAACGUCAAGGUGAUGAGCUGCUUUACUCAAUGAUACCACGCACUAUCGCCGAACGUAUGCGUAAUGGUGAGGAGACAAUAUGUCAGUCUUUUGAAGAGGUCUCCGUUAUAUUCAUAGAAGUGAUGAAUAUUUACGCUGGCGAUACGAAUGACAUACGUGAUGCUAUGACCGCAGUGACCACACUGAAUACAGUAUUCUCGGCAUUCGACGAAGAGAUAACAUCACCCUUUGUGUACAAAGUGGAGACAGUUGGUAUGGUUUAUAUGGCCGUUUCGGGCGCACCCGAUAUAAAUCCAUUGCAUGCGCAGCAUGCUGGCGAUUUCGCUUUGCGUGUGGUGAAGAAAGUAAAGGCCUUAGAGAUACCAGACCUUGCUAUAAGGGUGGGCAUAAAUGCGGGACCAGUGGUGGCUGGUGUUGUGGGUUUGAAGGUGCCGCGCUAUUGUCUCUUUGGCGACACAGUAAAUACAGCUUCGCGCAUGGAAAGCAGCAGUGACCCAUAUAAAAUACAAUUAUCGAAUUAUUCAGCGAUGAAGGUGCGUGAGGCAGGCUAUAAAAUCGAAUCGCGUGGUUAUGUAAAGGUCAAAGGUAAAGGUGAAAUGGAAACAUUUUGGCUUUUGGACGGACCGGAUAAAUGAAGGAAGAAGUGAUAUGAAAAUGUACAAAUUAAUUAUACUCACGGAGUAUGCCAACUUUUUAUGUAUGUUUGUACUCGUAUGUAUGUACCUCUGUUUAACUUCUCUCUAAUGCUCAUAUAUUAUAUACACAAUUAUUUAUGUAUGCUUUAUAUGUGUUAUAAAUAAAUGUAAAAAAUCUUAUGGAAAA